Molecule: messenger RNA, 1091 nt
Organism: Mytilinidion resinicola
Lineage: Eukaryota; Fungi; Ascomycota; Dothideomycetes; Mytilinidiales; Mytilinidiaceae
Exons: 5
Coding region: 93-872 (259 amino acids)
Biological process (GO): protein folding in endoplasmic reticulum
Cellular component (GO): EMC complex; membrane
Source: RefSeq, a predicted model, not a curated record
GCUCAACCCAACCUCUGCACAUCAUCACCUUCGAGCUGCCUUUCGCGUUGACAUUGGAGUGAGGCAAGCGGCAUCGCUUCUACAUUUCCAACAUGGGACAACCGGUGGUGCAGACGAUCCAUAGGGAUCCCGCACUCUUUUAUUGGAUACUGCUGCCCAUCACGGUGGUUAUGGUCUUGACUGGUCUCCUCCGCCACUACUUCAUGACUCUCCUCCAAACUGCGCCGAAGAAGCAAACCCUCCCACAAAUCCGCCAGCAACGCUCCCUCGUUCGCGGCAUCAAUCUCCGCACAAACGCCAAUGUGCUCUCGCCAUCGUCCUUCCAGGCUCGAAAGGCCUACAUGGUGUCGGCAUAUCAAGAGGGGAAAUUCCUAGCGGACCCGGACUCGAGGGGCAAACCUAGACCGAACCCCAUGUCGGACCCAGCCAUGAUGGAGGGCAUGAUGGGCAUGAUGAAGGGCAACAUGGCCAUGAUGGUGCCGCAGACGUUGAUUAUGGGGUGGAUCAACGCGUUCUUUUCGGGAUUCGUCAUAAUGAAGCUGCCGUUCCCGUUGACGCCACAGUUCAAAUCGAUGCUGCAAUCCGGCGUUGGAACGCGUGAUCUGGACGUGCGGUGGGUGUCCAGCUUGUCUUGGUAUUUCUUGACUCUGUUCGGGCUGCAGCCCGUCUACAACUUCAUCCUCGGGAGCAAUAACGCUGCAAGCCAAGUCACGCAACAGAUGGGUCAGGUCAAUCCGGGCGCGGGGAUGAUGGGCCCAGAGCAGGACCCAGACAAGCUCUUUCUGAGCGAAGCCGAAAAUCUGGAAGUGAUUGAGCACCAGUGGAUUCUAGAGGGGGUCGAGGACCGACUCCUUGCGAAAAUGGCCGUCUAGGGAGCAAGGGAAGCGAGGUCUCGAAGGGGGUGCAGCACCACGUCUUCAGGAAUGAAUCGGGGACAUGGAACGCCCAGAACGGAACGCAAGCGACGUGCCACAGAGGAGGCCGUGCAAGCCGUGGUCAAGCGUUCAUCCCACGUCGAUGGAGAGAGCAUGUCAGGGAGUCAGAAAGUGCAGCCACAGAGGUGCCUGGAGGAGGCGUCGGCCGCGAUAGCC